Messenger RNA from Ipomoea nil (Japanese morning glory), 2108 nucleotides. RefSeq lists its product as uncharacterized. The transcript is spliced from 6 exons. Bases 257 to 1018 code for a protein of 253 amino acids. The record is from RefSeq and is a predicted model, not a curated record. Lineage: Eukaryota; Viridiplantae; Streptophyta; Magnoliopsida; Solanales; Convolvulaceae.
AAUCCAGACAAGACUGCCAUUGUGAGGCCAUUUUCCUGCCACCUUAAAUCAUCACAUACGCCUUCAGAUGCUUCCACAAAAUAUCUCACAAUCAAAAACCUAUCCAAAAUCCCUUCCGAGCAAUCAUGUCUAGAUUCCUUGUACAUAUUACAUAUUUACAUAUAAAAUUUAUAUAUAUCAUACAUGCCACCGGGACUUUAAGCAUCGUUUCCACUGACAGUUGACAGUUGACAGUUGACCCCAUCCUUCCGGAGCCAUGGAAGCCUCUGCAGCUCUAAGUUCAGGCACAAGGACUCUGUUCUUAAGCGGGCCAUCAAAGCUAUUUCCCAGCAAGAAAUGGGAUCCUCGCUCUGGGUCUUGCUGUUAUCUGAAUUCCAAGUCCAGGGUUGCCUUGUCCGUCACCCCUGCUCGGUGUCGAAGCAGUAUCGCCUCUUCAUCGGCUCAAACUUCGUCCCCGGCCGUUCAUGUUUCGCAGGAAAAGCUUGAACGUGUAGAGACGUCCAUAGAGAAGGUAAUUUAUGGGUGUCGCUUCUUUGCUAUCCUUGCGGUCUGGGGUUCCCUGAUUGGAUCUUUUCUUUGCUUUAUCAAGGGUUGCGUUUGUGUUGUUGGAGCAUUCCAAUCAUAUUUUGUGACCCGUGCAAAGGUUAUUCUAUUGCUCGUUGAGGCUGUUGAUAUAUAUCUGUUAGGUACAGUAAUGCUAGUUUUUGGCAUGGGGCUUUAUGAGCUCUUUAUCAGCAAUCUUGACAAGGCAAAUUCAGCAUCAAAGGAUAGAUUGGCAUACAGAUCAAAUCUCUUUGGCAUAUUCACUCUAAAGGAACGACCAAGAUGGUUGGAGAUAAAAACUGUCAACGAGCUGAAAACUAAAAUUGGACACGUAAUAGUGAUGCUUCUUCUCAUCGGUUUGUUUGACAAGAGCAAAAAGGCUGUUAUACACUCGCCUGCAGAUCUGCUUUGCUUCUCAGCAUCAGUGCUGCUUUCCUCUGGCUGCUUAUAUCUGCUUUCUAGACUCAAUGAGUAAAUUAGGAACCACAAACAAAUUAAUCAAGUAUAGCUGCAACCCGCAAAAUUGAAAAAACAAAAAGAGGAAGGGAGAAAAGGAGGGGGAAGAACACCAAAGAUGAGAAAGAGAUUAAGUAAAAUAUAUAAAUACUCCUUAAUAUGUUGAGAGCUAGAUCCUUAUAUUUGAAUCGAAGGAUGCAGCACAGCUCUCAAUAUAGUUAUGAGUUUUUAUGUAUUAGGCACCUGGAGGCUGGUCGCUACCCCCUUCAUGACCCAUUCCAGGGCUAUGCCCUGGACUUGUUGGACUGUAAAGUGCUACGUCAUACCCGGAAUGGUUGUUUGAGAAGCUGUCACUUGAUGUUGGUCUAGGCUUGUGUCGCAUAACCUUAACAGGGGCUGGAAGAUGGAAUUUUGAUGGCCUCAAUGCUUCAGCCAACUCUAAGUGCUGCUGAUGAAUAAGCAGCACAAUUACAUAAAAUACCAGAACAUGGAUUCUUGGAUGUGAAGCCAUCAAAGACAUUUGAUAAGAGAAGUUGGAUUGUAAACAUGAACCGAGGGAAAUGAACUUGAUGGUAGCAAUGAGCCAGGCUGGUGUAUAUAUAGGAUGUUGUGUGAAGAUUUAAGAGUAGUGCUUUGCCAGCAAUCAAUUUAAUUGAAGUGCCCAACAAGCAAAUAUUUCCAUUUUGGGUAUGAAUAACACUUCUCAGCCUACAACAUUUCCAAAGAGCUCUGCCACUGCCACAAGUUGAUAUUCUCAUACACCUUUUAAUUAGAUAAAAGCUUUUAGUACAGCAUUUGAUAAGACAUCACAAUACAACAAUCCCCUUGGUAUUUCUUGUUUUAUUUUAGAGCAGCCUUGUGUGGGAGAGAGCUUCUUGAAGACGGAAGUUUGCUGCAAGUUGGAUACAAAAUAAAAGUAAAAAUAAAUGAAAAUGGUUUUUCCACUAAACUUUAUAAGGAUUUGCUGUCUGCUGUCCAUAUUUUCCCUGAUCAUCUUGUUCUUAGUAUAUAUAGUUCUGCACUACAUGUAUCAAUUCUGUGUACAGUGUGGAGCCAUCUUCUACAAAGUGAUUUCCUUUGUUAUUGAGCAGUGAGAAAUAUCGUUUAUA